AUGAGAAAAGAACUUAUUUUACUCGAAGAUCCAAGUUUACUUGAUAAUUUUCUAGAAGAAGUACUUGAUUUUCAAACAGAUAAAAGUCCUGAAGUGAGAAAAACUAUCAUAUCAUUUAUUGAAGAAGCUUGGUUUCAAUUAUUCCAACUUUCAAAUGAACAAGAGUUUUCACUUAAUUUACUACAAGAUGAUCAUCGAAUAUUAUGUCGAAAUAAACUUGAACAAGAAGGAAAAGAUGUUAUGGAAAAACUACUGGAAUUUACGCUUUCUCAACAUUUAUCUAGUGUUAAUCUAAUAGCAACGAUGGGUGCAAUAGCGAAUAUUGCUCGACAAAGACCAGAUUAUAUGAGUCGGGUUGUACAGACAUUUGAAGCAUUACAAGGUAUUGAUCCAAUCUCACUUUAUGUAUUGGCCAAAGACCAAAUCUUGGCAUUAAGACGCGCUAAACAUCGAAAUAUGGAACGGUUAACUUUAGCAUGUGGUGGGGAAGCUAUGAAUUCUAUUGACAAUUUAACAAAAGAAUGUCUUGGUUUUGUCGAAGAUGUUUAUGAACAUGUUUUGGGUGAAGGAAAAUAUACAUUUGUUCAAGUGUAUUUUAAUGCUAUGAUUUUUAUUUUCAACGAUGGUAAUGCCGAUGCUGAAUAUGCGUUUAACCAAUGGUUAGGUCAUGAAACACAAAUUAAAAUGAAUAUAAAUGAUGUUCCACAUCAUGUUUUAUAUAAUAUAUGUAAAUAUUUAUCUUUCGUCGAUGUUAUAAAUUUAUCAAAAACAUGCAAAAAAUUCUAUACGUUAAUUGAAAAUAAUGAUUAUUUUUGGAUGAUGUUAAUUCAAAAUCAUUUUGGAUCGAGAUUAUAUCAUCGUUAUUUUAAUGAAAUAUUUCAAAACAAGAAAAAUUCUGAUUAUGAUUUAUAUCGAACAGAAGAAGAUAUACAAAAGUUUCAAAAAUAUUUUCGACGACAUUUAGAGUGGGAAAUGUGUAAUAUUUGGUUAUGGAAUGUAUUAAAUGGUAAAGAUAAUAGUGAUGGUUAUAUAGCUUAUAAAAGUAUAAUUAGACAAAAACGACGUCCACGUACAAAUACAUUAAAAAUGUCUUUAACAAUUGAAGAAUUCUAUGAAUCUUAUUUGAAUAGAAAUAAUUAUUUAAAUGAUGAAAAUAUUCGACAAAUAUCAAUGUGUAAAUUAAUUUAUUAUUAUUUUAUUGAAGCUAAACGUUUAUUAGGUGUUGAUUUGUCGGGCAUAGAUCUUCGUUGUACACCAUGUCAUAGAUCCUGUCCCAUGCGAAAAUAUCUAAAGCAGGAAUAUUUAAAUCAUGAAUAUGAUCCAAAUAGUUCAGCAGGUCGAUGUGUCCGUUUAUAUACAACUCAAUGGAUGGAUUUAAGUGGUAUAAAAGGUAAAUUUAAAUCAAUAUUACCUGGAAUCUAUGAAAUCGUAUGUCGUAUUAAACUGGAUAAGAACAAUAACUAUUUAACAUACUAUAAUGAAUGUUGUAGUGAAUUUCAGGAAACAGAAAAAGAAAUAGAAUGUUAUUUUUAUGCUUUAGCUGAUCAUGGUCUUGAUUGCGAAUGUAAUCGAGAAAAAAUGAAUUUUGAUUGGUUUGAAUCAAACUAUUUAUUAUAUGGAAAUACUAAUUGGUUUAAUGAAACAAUGGGUACAAGUGCAAUUAAUAAUCAAAGUGAAGAAAUCGUUGAAGAAGCUUUGAAUCAUGCUUGUAAAGGUAUUAAUUCAAAUUUCAAGACCAUUACUAAUUUACUCAUAAUCAGAACUAGCUACUUAUGCAAAGUGGUUUUUAUCUGAAUAUUUCUAAGUAUUUAUUGUAAGGGUUUAUGAAAUAAAAUUGAAAUUCAAUUCUUUCAAAAUUCUUUAGCAACUUUAAAAAGAAUAGUUUAAUGGAAGAAGAGAAAAUAUUGAUUAUAAGUGCAUUGGAAACUUUGUUCAACGACCGCAUGCAAGGAGGAAACGGCAAACUCUGGGACUCCAAAUACUUCUGGACUCCUCAAAAGAAGAAUAUUACAUAUUUUCUUAUCUAUGCAUUAUUAUUACAGAAAAUAAGACACUAAAUUAUAAGAGAUGAUCUAAAUCAACCACAAAAUAGUUUCUACUUAAUGUUUAAAUUCAAAUGUAGGUAGAUCAUUUCAUCUAUUGUCGGCAUUUAGUGUAACGACUAAGUAAUUCAUACAAUGCCGUAAAAAAACUAACGAAAACUAGUCGAUAGUCAGUUUUUGCAUGAGAUCAGUUAGACAAACACGAACAUGAAUGCCCACACAUAAAUUUUUUUUAUCUCAUUUUGUUAAUAUUGAACUUAUGAAUGACAGUUUUGACAUGUGAUACAAAAAAAAACAUGGAAAGAGUGUCAAGCUUUGCUUGUUCACAAAGAACCGUUUCAAUGGUUUGGAUUUUUUUAGCUUGAAAUAGUAAAGCUUUGGGUGAAAGGAAGAUGUCUAAUUUUUCGUUGAUAUCUAGUUUCUUCAAACACAGUUUAUGUGUAAAGAAACUUCUACUUGAUCUGUAUAGUCUUUUUAACGAUAAAAUCAUUGGCCAUACCAAUUUUUCUAUUAGAAUUUAUCAGUUCAAACAAAAAAUUAUACAUACGUUUUCUGCUGCUGAUAUACUGAUCUGAAUACUGGUCGAUUUCUUUUUCACGUUUAGUUAUUACUUUGCAGGUAUUUUAAUAAUAUAUUUCUUUUUGCGCUAGUUGUUAAUUUUUCAGUAGCCUUUUUUACUGUGUUUUACGCUUAUCACAUCGAUAAUAAUCUUUAUGAAUUCAAAAUCGAACAAGACGUGAUUAAUAUCAAUAAAAAUGAUACUAAAUUCAACACAUUCAUCAUCAUUGAUGGGAAAUAUCAACAGACAUCUACCUUCAUUUUAGAAAAUACAUUAUGAAAGAAACUUCUGUAAUUACCAAUGAGACUCAUCUAUCAUCAAAUAAUGGUUACUUGUAGAUGUUCAUUGACUGAGAUAUCCUUAUUACUAAAACUCAAAUUGAAGGUUCUUAAUGUUCUGGAGUAUAUAUUGUUGAGAUUAACUUACGCAUAGAUUCAGAAUUGACUUUUAAGCUUCCAGUCUCUGCUUAUAUUUCAUCAUUCCCUUACCUAUAGUAUCAUAAUGACAGUCAGACUUUGAUAAUAGCUAUAACAACAACAAUCACGAAAAUAACAAUGAGCAUGUAGGGGGAAUUUUAUGAAGAAAAUCGAUCUUUGUCAUAAACCGUUUAUCGGUACAAUCAAGUCAUAAUUUAAAACUGUUUUUACAAUUCAAGAAAACUCGAUACUAAGAAUUGAAACAGACAGUUUUCAAAGAAAUUUUCUAAUGUAACUACAGCGAUUUCCGAUAAUAUUUUUGGGGACUCCAAGAGACUCCACGAGUCUCCACAGAAUUGGAGUUUACCUUUUCUUCAUUUGAUCAUAUGCCACGAAUUAAUCAUAAAAUAUGUUUUCAUUUCUUUCUCAGAACUUGCAGUUAUGAUUUUUGUCGGCAUGUUUCGAUUGCCGUGUAUAGGGUUUUGUAGAGCAGACUCCGCGCUG
Molecule: messenger RNA, 3521 nt
Organism: Rotaria sordida
Lineage: Eukaryota; Metazoa; Rotifera; Eurotatoria; Philodinida; Philodinidae
Source: the annotation of a GenBank genome assembly